Molecule: messenger RNA, 1521 nt
Organism: Spodoptera frugiperda (fall armyworm)
Lineage: Eukaryota; Metazoa; Arthropoda; Insecta; Lepidoptera; Noctuidae
Gene: Dus2
Product: tRNA-dihydrouridine(20) synthase [NAD(P)+]-like
Exons: 6
Coding region: 160-1512 (450 amino acids)
Biological process (GO): tRNA dihydrouridine synthesis
Cellular component (GO): cytoplasm
Molecular function (GO): tRNA binding; tRNA dihydrouridine synthase activity
Source: RefSeq, a predicted model, not a curated record
GUUGGCACACAUCGCAUCGUUAUCUGUUUGACAAUGUUCACACGCAUGGUUCGCAAAUAUUUAUAUCAGUUAAUUGACAGUGGAUAGUACUUAACAAGUCAAUUUCUCUAUAUUGAGUGCUUAACUGUAGUUUCAAUUUUACAUAUAAAUAAUUUAAUAAUGCCAUCUUACGAAAAUAAAAUAAUAUUGGCGCCAAUGGUCCGCAUCGGGACAUUACCCAUGCGACUUUUGGCUCUUCGAUAUGGUGCAGACUUAGUUUAUACCGAAGAACUAAUCGAUUGGAAAUUCUUAAGAUCAAAACGUAGAUAUAACGAUAUUUUAAAUACCGUUGACUAUGUUGAUCAAACAGACGGUACAAUAGUUUUUAGGACUUGUAAUGAAGAAAAAGAACGAGUAAUACUACAGCUGGGAACAUGUAAUGCAGAAAGAGCUUUAAAAGUUGCAAAAUUAGUAGAAAAAGAUGUAGCAGCUAUAGAUAUAAAUAUGGGAUGCCCAAAGGAAUUUUCUAUCAAAGGUGGCAUGGGUGUUGCUUUACUGGCCCAGCCAGAAAAAGCAUGUAACAUAUUGAAAACAUUAGUAGAUAAUUUAUCUAUACCAGUUACAUGUAAAAUAAGGAUACUGCAAACACCAGAAGAAACAUUGGAGGUUGUAGAGAAACUGGUGAGUUCAGGAAUCAAAGCAAUUGGAAUACAUGGCAGGACAAGGGAUGAACGUCCACAACAUGCAGUUCACACAGAUGUAAUAAAGUAUGUUGCGGAAAGAAUUUCCGUACCAGUUAUAGCAAAUGGAGGUUCUAAAGAAAUUGAAAAGCAUGCUGAUAUUUAUAAAUUCAAAGAAAUGACUGGAUGUUCCAGUGUUAUGAUUGCAAGAGCUGCAGAAUGGAAUUGUUCCAUUUUUAGGAAAGAAGGAUUACUCCCAAUGGAUACUGUCAUUGAGGAGUAUCUGAAACUUGCUGUGGAGUAUGAUAAUUCACCAUCUAACACAAAGUACUGUGUACAAAAUAUUUUAAGGGAUUUGCAAGAUACACCUAGAGGCAGACAGUUUCUAGAUUGUCAAACACUAGAACAAAUAUGCUCCAUAUGGGGUCUAGGUGAGUUUUGUAGAGAAACACAGUCCAAUUACCAGAAGAGAGGAAUACAAGGAAGGUGGCAAGUCACGCCAGAUGAUUUGGAGCCUCCUCAAAAGAAAAUGAAAGCACUUGAUACUGAUCUAACAGAUGUCAUUCAAAUGAAAGUAAGUUUUAUUCGAGCCAAUUUUAAUGACCAAACUUUACCCAAAUUCAAACUCCAUUCAUGGGCUGGCAAAAAUGGGCUUAAAUUGCCUGUUUAUGAAACACAUCAAGUGGAAAAGUUAUUCCGUACAAUAAUUACCUUCAAUGGCAAAAAAUACACUUCAACAUUUUGGGAGAAAAACAAGAAAUUUUCUGAGCAAGGUGCAGCCUUAGUCUGCAUAUUUCAUUUGGGAUUAGUAACAGAAGAAGAUUUAAUUAAACUUGGCAGUAUAAUAAAAUAAUGUUUAUUA